UGGGUCAGGCCCAAUAAAAAAGCCCAAUAAGAAAGGAACCCUAAAGAGUUAUCUCUGUCUGCAACCACCACAGGACAGGCCAUUUCAUUUCCUUGAAAGAAGAUUAUCCAUCCACACCGGUGCUUGCUACUGCUCAGCUUCUAAAUAUGCCGGGACCCGUCGUCGAAGAAAUUGAAUCCGAGAAGAAGAUUGAGGAAGAGAUUCCGGUGGUAGAGGGUGUGGUGGAGGAUGUUAAGGAGGAAGACGACGUCGAUGACUCCGAUGACGAUGAGGAUGACAAAGAAGACGACGCUGCUCAAGGUGGGAGUGAAAGCUCAAAGCAAAGUAGGAGUGAGAAAAAGAGUCGAAAGGCGAUGUUGAAGUUGGGGAUGAAACCUGUUCUUGGUGUUAGCAGGGUCACCAUUAAAAGGGCAAAAAAUAUCAUGUUUUUCAUCUCAAAGCCGGAUGUAUUCAAAAGCCCAAACUCGGAAACCUAUGUGAUAUUUGGAGAGGCAAAGAUUGAGGAUAUGAGCUCACAAUUGCAAACUCAAGCAGCUCAACAAUUCAGAAUGCCUGACAUGGGUUCAGUGAUGGGCAAAUCGGAUGUUUCAGCUGCUGCUUCAGCCGCUCAGGCAGAUGAAGAAGAGGAGGAAGUUGAUGAGACGGGCGUUGAGCCACGUGACAUUGAUCUGGUGAUGACUCAAGCCAGUGUGUCAAGGCCCAAGGCGGUCAAGGCUCUCAAGGCUCACAAUGGAGACAUAGUGAGUGCCAUCAUGGAGCUCACCACCUAGGUUUUUUGUGUUUUGAAAUUGAGUUUUUGGAAUUUAUUCUCAUUGGAAGAAUAUAUUGUUAUAACUUCUAGCUACUUGGUUUGUAUUAGUUUUCAUGAGAGUAUUUAUUAUUACUACUGCUAUUGUUAGGCUUUUUAUAAUAAUUGGAAAUAAUCAA
Molecule: messenger RNA, 927 nt
Organism: Helianthus annuus (common sunflower)
Lineage: Eukaryota; Viridiplantae; Streptophyta; Magnoliopsida; Asterales; Asteraceae
Product: nascent polypeptide-associated complex subunit alpha-like protein 2
Exons: 4
Coding region: 147-770 (207 amino acids)
Biological process (GO): protein targeting to membrane
Cellular component (GO): cytoplasm; nascent polypeptide-associated complex
Source: RefSeq, a predicted model, not a curated record